AUGCCCGAGAUUUCCAUCGACUCCACCAUCCUCCCCGUGGAGGCCCCUCGACGCAGGUUGGCGGGAAAGCAACCAGCGAAAGCGAUCAAAGUGUCAGUGACCUCGGCGAAGAACGUGUCCAAAGUCGACGCGAAGGGCGAUGGCGUGAUCCACUCAGACCGGUCACAGCGAUGGUGUAAAGAGGUGCAAUGUGCCAAGAGCAAGAGGCCCUUGGAAACAACCACGCUCACGAGGCGUCAGCAAGUGCGGGAGACCAAGGAACAAGUCAUUGAGACGAGGACCGUGGUCUUGAAGAGAGUUCGUCGAAAGUGA
Molecule: messenger RNA, 312 nt
Organism: Durusdinium trenchii
Lineage: Eukaryota; Dinophyceae; Suessiales; Symbiodiniaceae
Source: the annotation of a GenBank genome assembly